CACCUUCUGCAUAUGGCUGCAAAGAGUCUCGCAUGAAGAUCGAUUAACAAACAAACCGUUUCUUCCUUUUCCCUCUCUCUCUCUCUCUUUUUCUCCCUGUCUUUUGCUAAUUAUCUAUUACUGUCACAAUUAUACGCAAAUUUCCAUCUGUUUUUUCACUUGUAGACAAUAUCCCCUCAAAUAAAACUUUUACUACUGGGUUACAUUUACCUUGAAUGCAUUAACUUUCGGUUUCUUCCGCCGACAUUUUUUAGCCGUCACUUUGUGGCGAAACUUCGCAACAAGUCAGGUUUGGGCGCAGGAAAAAAAAAAGUAACCCACUCUUAACCCCCACUCUUAACUUUAGCACUACAAUAUGGGCGACGCCGCUGCUGCUGGUGAAAACAAGUUUGGUUUGGCCGAUGACGAAUGGACCUUUUACAAAUAUGCUCAUAGCAAGGGCAAGGACGGGAUCAAGUUUAGCGAACGCCCACCUGAAAUGGGUGUGCAAGAAGCAUACCAAGCCAUGAAUACCCUAUUAAAAAAGAAUGCACUCGAAAUUGUCACCAUCAAUGGUGAAAAUAUGCUGCGCGCGAUCGAUCUCCGAGAAGCUGAAAAGGCGAACCGUAUGAACGACGAACAGCGUAUUGUUUAUAAUACGAUCCGUGCAGCUGGCAACGAAGGCAUAUGGACAAAGGACUUGAAAAAGAAAACAAAUUUACACACUAUCGUCAUGAACCGCACAUUAAAGGCAUUGGAGCAAAAGCAGGAAAUUAAGGCUGUCAAGCACGUCAAGUUUCCUACACGCAAGAUCUACAUGUUAUUCAAUAUGACACCGUCGAGUGAAGUCACUGGUGGAGCUUGGUACACUGAUCAGGAAUUGGAUACCGAGUUCAUUGAUAGCUUAAAGACGGCAUGUUUGAAAUAUAUUAUGGCUAGAAGUUUUCCGCGUAAUGAGAAUGUCCGCGACGCAGUCUUCAAUGCCGAAUACGAACAUUAUCCCACAGCAGCCGAAGUACGGCGCUUUAUCACCGAAUCACGCAUCUCUUCUGUCGAACUGUCGGUCAAGGAUAUAGGCAGCUUACUUGACGUGUUGGUGUAUGACGGUGUCGUCGAGAAGAAGUUGCCGUAUAUUGCUGGAUUCGAUGAGGAUAUGAGUGACGAUGAGGGAGACGAUGCAUCUGUACCAUGGGCAUACAAGGCUGUGCGCAAGACGACCAGUCGGUUACCCGCAGAAGCCAUGACUGAAGUGCCGUGUGGAAAGUGCCCUGUGUUCAACUUUUGUGUGGAAGAUGGACCGGUCAAUCCAUUUAACUGUGAAUAUUUCAAAACUUGGCUGGACUGGUAGAUUCAACAAACACCUCAACACGACCAGCUAGCUCAAAAGUCUCAAAAAGUAGUAGUAAGUUUUACAACAACGCCGAAAAAGGCAUAUACAUACGCACACAUACACCCAACACAAACAGGCAAUCAUUCCAUCAUUCUCUUAUAUUCUCUUUUCCCAUGUUCCUUUGUCUCGCUCCCCCGCAGACACACCUAUAAAAAGUACCCUUUGCUUUACUCAACUCCAUAUACACACCAUAAUUCUAUUGUACAUGAUUUGCAUUUUUCUUUUUCUUUAUUGUUCAAUUAAAAACAAAAAAAGAAUGUCAGGCAGCUUUAUCGCCUUCU
This is a messenger RNA of Zychaea mexicana, 1650 nucleotides long. RefSeq names its product RNA polymerase Rpc34. NCBI's taxonomy places the organism in Eukaryota, Fungi, Mucoromycota, Mucoromycetes, Mucorales, Lichtheimiaceae. Gene Ontology annotation, biological process: transcription by RNA polymerase III. The transcript is spliced from 6 exons. Gene Ontology annotation, cellular component: RNA polymerase III complex. The record is from RefSeq and is a predicted model, not a curated record. Bases 356 to 1327 code for a protein of 323 amino acids.